Messenger RNA from Leptidea sinapis, 582 nucleotides. RefSeq lists its product as uncharacterized. The transcript is spliced from 3 exons. Lineage: Eukaryota; Metazoa; Arthropoda; Insecta; Lepidoptera; Pieridae. The record is from RefSeq and is a predicted model, not a curated record. Bases 1 to 582 code for a protein of 193 amino acids.
AUGAAUUAUCAAAAAACAUUUGAUGAUCCCUUGAAGCUGACCAAACUUGCUUUAUUACUAUCAGGAAUAAACGUUAUCGAUAAAAACAUAUCAAAAGCAGCAAGACUAGCCAUAGACAGCUUAUUCUUUUUUAAUUUAGCGUGGCUAUACAUGGAUGUCAUUGCAGAAUUCUUCUGGUUGCUGGAUGGAUUACGUAUCGGUAAAAGUUUUGACGAAUUAUCUAUAAUAGCACCGUGUACCACGAUCUGUCUAUUAUCAAGUGCUAAAUCCACCGCACUGUAUUGCAAAGGAAAUAUCCUUAAAGCAACCGUUAAAAAAUUUAAAGAGAUUAACGAAGAUAUUGAUAGAGAUAUAAUUAAGAAAUCAGUAAAAACUCUACACAAUGUGAUUCUGAUAAUGAAAUGUUCAUCGGUAGUCGUUGUAUUAGUCUUUUGUUCUUUGCCUCUAUUGUCUAUGGCUUACGAUGUGUAUAACUACGGCGAAACAGUUAAAAAAUUACCGUUCCUUGUUAAAUACUUUUUUAAUCCUUUCACGGAGAUGAUGUGGCCUUUAGUGUAUUUUCAUCAGAUUUGGUCAAAUUAG